Messenger RNA from Notodromas monacha, 1395 nucleotides. Lineage: Eukaryota; Metazoa; Arthropoda; Ostracoda; Podocopida; Cyprididae. The record is from the annotation of a GenBank genome assembly.
AGGUAUUGCGGAAAGCGCAAAAAAUAUUCGACUAUCUCCGUUCAGACGGAGAUAGUGCAGUGUGUUUUGGUAAUAUUUUUAGAGUUGUGAAGCACGAACCGUUCGGCUUAAAUUAUGAGUCCGCUUGCGGAAAGUUCACGAGGAAAUUCUAGCCAAGUGCUUGUCAUCGCAAGAUUUCUCAUGAGGCACCCACCCGAUGCGAUAGGGAAUCUGAUGGCGGAAUCCUUGAAAGACUUCCCUAAUGAUAACUGGAAAAGCAUCUCGGUUGAUCGCUGGACCGGUUUGGACGUUCUGAGCUGGCUCUUUUGUUUCGACGGAAGAGUUUUGCACAAAUAUCCUGUUGAUCGGUUUAAGUGGCUUCGAAAGCUGUUCCUGAGGCAACCGUUGUUGACUGGUAGGGAUUUGUUUCCGUUGGAAGUCAGUAAACUCUCUGUAGAGCUGUCCCUCUCGGUGGACGAAGCUUCUCUGGCCAACAGAGAACUUAUGGACCAUUCGGAUUCUCUCUUUGACCGCGAGACUUCCGAUAUUGAUGUUCUUGUCAGUAACAGUUACUUCCUUGAAAGAUCUGGAAGUAACUGGGAACGCCUUGAUUGCCGUCAGUGGGACAUGUGUCAUUUCAUCGAGUGGGCAAACAAGGAACGUGAUAUUCGUGGUGUGACUGACAGCUCGGUGAUCACCUACCUUGGCCAGCCAGGUGUCAUCGAUCGUUUGAAAAACUCACCUGCCGAGGUGAAAAUUUUAGAAAGAUUGGAUCCAGUUCUGAGUUCCGAGUGGAUUUCUUUGAUUUCGAAAUCCUCGGGUGCUCCGCAUCCGUAUCAAAGCUCUUGCAUGUAUGCGUUCUCAUAUGAUCAGACUCGUCAAGCUUCGACCGGUCAUGCAGGAAACCAAGUCGUCGAACAGCCAAGUUCGUAUUCGCAAGAUGAAGAAACGGACGUGUCCUCUUCCGAAGAAUCAAGUGCUACUGAUGGUUCCAAGAAGCGAGAUAGGAAACUUAUGGGAGCGGAAUUGAGGAAUAGACUUUGGCAAGAUCUGAAGCACCGCAUACCUAAAGCAUCGAAGCAAUGGCCCGGGACAAUGAUAACGUGGCAAUUCAUGCUCCACUUGCUGGAGUCUAAUGAAUUCACUGACUUGAUUCGUUGGGAGAAACGUGAAGAAGGCAUCUUCAGGAUUUUGGAAACGCGGAAAAUAGCGGCUUUAUGGCGAUUUUAUAAGGAUAAAUCAACUGAUGGUACAACAAAGCGAUGUAUUUCGUGGGCCUACUUUUCGCGUGCCCUGAGGUUUCAUUACCGUGGUGACAUGAAUGGAGAUAAACGAGAAGAGGGUAAAAGGGAAAGAACGGUGUACCAGUUCGACAGAAAAAAUGUGGAUAGAUACCUUCGUCAAAGGCAAGCGUGA